CUGAGAGCAGGUGCGGCACUCUCUUUGUGAAUGGCGUGGGGAAUGGUCAUGUGAUGCAGCGGCAGUCACCGAUUCCAGAACAUAAUAUCGCCGUUUGCUGAAAUGGUGUCAGGUUUUUGCUGGUGAAGAAAAAGAGGAGGAGGAAUAUAAGCUGCAGCAGAAGCUAACGUGGCCUCUGAGAGAUGCUCUGGGUGAAACCAAUGAAGGGAAGACAGGGGGAUGAAUAAGAAUAUUGAGCAAGAUAAAGACACGUGUAUAGCCCAAAUAUUGGUUUGACCUCAUUUUUUGUAAGACUCUUACCCGAGUACGGAGACAUGGACUCCUCUUGUGGCCUCACAGACAACAGAACCUCUCCUCCCAACUCCUUAAAUGUGAGCCCACCUGGAGGUGGCGCUGGCGUGGCGUCCUCGCGUCGUACACGGCGUACCCUGGUUGCCCCGGAGAUGAAUCUGUCCUUGGAUAAAAGCGAGGGGUCUCUGCUGUCGGAUGACUUUCUGGACACGCCCGACGACCUGGACAUCAACGUGGACGACAUGGAUACGCCAGAUGAGACGGACUCGCUGGAGUUCAUCACCAAUGGCAAUGACCUGGAGUGGGAAGAUGACACUCCAGUGGCCUCAGCCAAAGCAGGUUCGACUGGUGGUACAGGAGACUUAGACGAGGAGGGAAACCCCAACAAUGGACGCCUGUGGAGGACGGUGAUCAUCGGAGAACAAGAGCACAGAAUCGACAUGCAGAUCAUCCGACCGUACCAAAAAGUCAUCACCCAUGGAGGUUAUUUUGGGGAGGGCCUGAAUGCUAUCAUCGUAUUCUCUGCAUGCUACCUGCCUGACAGCAGCAUCCCAGAAUACCAUUACAUCAUGGAGAACCUCUUCCUGUACGUUGUGAGCAGUCUGGAGAUGCUGGUAGCUGAAGACUACCUGAUCAUCUACAUGAACGGAGCCACACCCAGGAGUAAAAUGCCUGGAAUUAGCUGGCUCAAGAAAUGCUACCAGAUGAUUGACAGAAGGUUGAGGAAGAAUUUGAAGUCUCUGGUUAUUGCUCAUCCUACUUGGUUCAUACGCACUGUACUGGCAAUAUCCAGGCCCUUUAUCAGUGUGAAGUUCAUGAAUAAGAUCCAGUAUGUUCACAGCCUGGAUGAACUGGCCCUAAUGGUCCCUAUGGAGCACGUACAUGUCCCAGAAUGUGUUUUACAGUUUGACGAAGAGAGGAUUAAAGCCCGCAGAGAAAGAAUGGAACAAGAGCAAAAGCAGCAGGUCGAGCAAAAGGAACCGGUCAACAAAAAGUCAGAGAGGCCAAAGUCAAUGAUUGUAGAGCAAGGAUUAUAAAAAGGGAAGACUUCGCCGAUUAAAUAGUGAGCAUCAAUCUAUUCACGGAAACCUCAAGGACGACACGCGCUUCUUUGUGGACUCAUCAUUUUUUGAUCCCCGAUACAGCGGCAAGUGGAACAUCACUUUUUUUCCCCCUCUCUUUUGAUGAGAGGGUUCAUUCACGAAUUGAACAUUUGUGCAAAGGAGUUUGUUGUUCCAUGGACUUUACGCUUGCACUUUAAUGUAGGAACAAAUGAAGGAAUGUUUCUCAUCCCGAAGCUAUUUUUGAUGUAAAUACUGCACUAGAAUGUUUUUGAUUUGGCUCCAUGCUGUUAUAUCAUAAAGCCUUUUCAAGCUUUUUAGUUUGUCAUUGUCCAUUAUGCACCAACAAGGUUGUUCUCUCUGAUCUCCAUCUAUACUUCAACCAUGUGCCUCUGUCUCUUGAGUUUAAAAAUGCAGAAAUAUGAGAACUAUUUGCACAUGCUCAUAUCAAAUUACUGCAUUCCUAUUUUGUAAUUAUUUCCUCCUUUUUGGCUUCAAAUAACGACGUAGAAUGACACUCGGGCAAAGCAAUUUUGUUUUGAAUAAUCUUGCUAAGAUAUAAACAGAUAUCACUGAAAAGCGAAUAAUCUUAAUUUGAAGACAUGAAUGAAUUAGUGAUUCCUUUCUUCUUUAUAGCAUGUUUAUCAUACAAUAAGAUUAAAUGUAAAAUAUAUGAUUAGUUUAGGUAUCACUUAGUUUUGCUGUAUUUUGCAUACUGUCCAAUUUGCACUACUUUUCAAAGCUACGUACACGUUUUGCACGGUUUUAUUUUUCUAAACAAACUAAAAGAUCCUCUUGCUAGAGAUUCUAAGAGGAAUGCACAUGCACAAAAAGUAGACUUCAUCAAUUAAAUUUCAACCUGUUCAACAUAAUUGUAUUUUGUCAGAUCAACAUCGAGUUUUUUUUCUCCUUUUUCAAACAUCUCAUUUUAUGUCGAGGCGUUGUUUUCUUUUUGCUCUCCGUCUCUCUUGUCUUCCAUUGAUGCGAUAGUUAUGCUAGCGGGACAUUAUUUUUCUAUGAAUGCCGCGUUACUGCUUCAUCACUUUCAAACAUUUGGAAUUGUGACUUUUUAUUUUUAUUUUGUUGAGUGCCUGAUCUUGAACUCAUUGAUAAAAAUAACAAAAUAUGACAAUUAGUCACAUAGACUUCUCAUAUGUAGCAAACCUCUCUGGCGUGUAGACAAACAUGAAUUUUCCAAAAUGAUUUUCCUUUUGACCAUAAAAGCACAAUAUACAGACAGACACUGGCUAUUUUAUUUUAUUUUUUUUGUAUCUUGAUUGCAAUAUGUGUUGUUUUUUGUUGUUUUUAGUUGAAUAAAUACGUACGUCUGCUUUGUGAAUAGAACUGAAUAAAUAGUCCCUCCCUAAAAUCAA
Molecule: messenger RNA, 2725 nt
Organism: Syngnathus typhle (broad-nosed pipefish)
Lineage: Eukaryota; Metazoa; Chordata; Actinopteri; Syngnathiformes; Syngnathidae
Gene: atcaya
Product: ATCAY kinesin light chain interacting caytaxin a
Exons: 12
Coding region: 315-1328 (337 amino acids)
Biological process (GO): apoptotic process
Cellular component (GO): cytoplasm
Source: RefSeq, a predicted model, not a curated record